AUGCUCUCGCCACUCGAGCAAGGUUCCGCUGUUGUUCUCCAACUCGCCAAAGAUGCCGUCUCGAUAGCCGCAGCGGCCGCCCCGACGCCUACCGAUGUGUCCCUUGCUAUCCCCACAGUCAACAUCCUCGCUGCCGCCGCUGCCGCUGCCGCCACCGCUACCGCGACCAGCGUGCCUGAUGUCGGCGAUAACGACGAUGAUUACAGAGUGUAUAAGCGGUGGAGAGAACGGCCCCAGAGGCCCGUCAAGAUUUGGUUCUUUGACGUCUCCAAGCAGGUGUUUGGCUCCGUGCUGGUUCAUAUUGCCAAUGUCUUCAUGUCUAUGCUUACCUCUGGUCGCUUCUCUUUUGAGACGGCCGACUCUCCCAUCGGCCCUAUGGCCACGAUGCUUUUGCGUCGUGACGACGAUGACUAUAGUCCUAACCCGUGCUCGUUCUAUCUCUUGAAUCUAGGCAUCGAUACGACUCUGGGCAUCCCCAUUUUAAUAUACCUGCUCCGCCUCUGGACCGGUGUCGCCUCCCUUACCCGCUUCGGCCAACCUCCUCAGUCGAUCCAGUCCGGCAACUAUGGCGACCCUCCCAACUGGCGAUGGUGGCUCAAACAGUCGCUGCUCUACUUCUGCGGUCUCUUCGGCAUGAAAACCGUUGUCUUGAUUAUACUCGUUCUCUUCCCCUCCAUCUCCCGCAUAGGGGACUGGGCGCUCGGCUGGACUGAAGGCAACGAGAAGCUGCAAAUCUUCUUUGUCAUGAUGCUCUUCCCCUUGAUUAUGAAUGCUUUGCAAUACUACAUCAUCGAUUCGUUUAUCAAGAUGCAGCCCCUAAUAGAACACGAGCUUAUCCCCGGCGAGGAUCCCGAAAACGACAAUGGUGCCGACAGCAACAGCCACAACCACAACGAUAACGACGAGAACAGGAGACGGUCAUCCGCCAGCCGUUAUGAUGGCGAUCAUUUUGACACGAGCUCCGACGACCUGAGCACUGAGAACGACACAUACGGUGUCCGCCUGCACCGCUCUCGUUCACGCCGUAGCUACGGCUCAGAAGGCGAGGGUGAUGGUGAUACUCUUGUUCAGAGUAGUGGCUCGAGCAGGGGCAGUGAGCGUGGAAGUCUGCUGCCGUCCUCCCUCUACCCCAAGGAGUAG
Parascedosporium putredinis is the source of this 1140-nucleotide messenger RNA. Lineage: Eukaryota; Fungi; Ascomycota; Sordariomycetes; Microascales; Microascaceae. The record is from the annotation of a GenBank genome assembly.